This is a messenger RNA of Clonostachys solani, 1479 nucleotides long. NCBI's taxonomy places the organism in Eukaryota, Fungi, Ascomycota, Sordariomycetes, Hypocreales, Bionectriaceae. The record is from the annotation of a GenBank genome assembly.
AUGCCAGGGGUCCCAAAGUCUUGUGCCGUCUGCCAGGCUCGUAAACCGCCUCGCAGUGUGAUCGAAGGAUUCCCGCGUGCUCUCAAUGCGUCAAAUACCAAUGGGACUGCCCUGGAAACGUCAUCGAGGGAGAAGAGGCUUCGUAGUCCGCCCAACCUUUUGGAUGCCUCCGCUUGGGUUCAGAGAAGUCCCGUUCAAGAAUUAAUCUCCUUUCCAUCACCUACCGGCCGGCCAAGCCGAUGCCGCAUGUGGCCCGAGGAAAACCACAGUGGCUCUUCUCGCUCUCCUCGUUUGAGUAUUUGGUCGCCAGCACUCCAGAUAUCGCCAGUCGCGCUGGAGUUGGUUGACUGCCUCUCGUCAACUAGCCCAGGCUUGUCGCUCCAUGAAAUCGGAGGCUUUAUAACUCUAGUACCCGCCAGACUUGGUGUGAGUGAUGCUCUUGACACGGCAGUCAGGUGUCUAUGUGCUGCCUAUACCACAUUUGCUUCACCGAGGCCCUCAUCCCACUCAUUACACUAUAACAGGGCGUUGAGCAGCUUGCGCAAAUCGCUCUGUGAUCCCGCUGAGGCAUUGUCUGCGGAGACACUCUGCGCUUCUAUUUGUCUUUCUUGGUAUGAGACCAUGGUUGACAGGCGAAACUCGGCAUGGCUUGCUCACUCCAUUGCCUCUGCCGACCUGAUCCAACUUCGUGGUCCAGACGUACAUAUGACUGGUUUUGACCGAGCACUUUUGCUUGCGCACCACGGCCUAAUUUCGAGCCAUGCCCUGAUGCAGCGAAAACCAUCUUUCAUGUGCGAGCCCGCCUGGAUCGCCGUCGUUGAUCCCACCGCAAGUGUUGAUGGUCAUGGUUCCCAUGCCCAACUGAUCGUCGAGCAUUUCCAACAUCUCGAUGGUCUGUCGCUUGUUCGAAACCGCAUCAGCGAGGUUGUAAGCGCGGGUGAUUAUGAUCAGUCGAACCUUCCGCAGCUCACCGAGACCUUGAAAGGUUUGCGGCUCGCUUUAAGAGAUCAUUUACCAAUACCGCAAGACCACUUUGAGUGGCUACGUUCAGGACAGCCGCUGCACAUCGAGACACCGCAUCCGGUUCUCCUUUGCAAGGAUGCAUUGGCCUAUGUAUCUAUCAACAUUGAGGUUUUGAACCUAGUUGACAAACUUCGUUGGGCGGCAGACCGCAAUUUAUGCCUGGCAGAAACUAUAAGCAAUGUCAUCUGCAUUUUCAACAGUGGUGAGAGGGAGGGGCACGACGAGGGGAUUUGUGACGAAGCAACUUUCCAGGCUUUGCAAGAAUCCUUAAACGCAGAGAUCGAGGCCCUCUUCUCGUUGGCUAGUCAUGUUUACCAGAAAGCGAUUUUUGUUUCACCGCUGUCCUGCCGCCGCCUGGCGUCAAUUUAUCAAGCCUUGUACCGCUCUCUUCAAACGAGAGGGGAAUGGUUACACCCUAUUUGGCAUAGAAUGAUGGAGAUGUUUGUAAAUAGGUAA